AUGAAUGAAGAUAUUUUGGACUCGGUGCUAGAUUUCGAAAAAGAGUGUUACGACAGUGGUUUCGAGGAAGGCGCGGAGGCAGGCAAAAAGCAAGGGCAUUUGGAAGGACGUGAGCUAGGCAUACAGACUGGAUUCCAGCGCUACAGGUCACUAGGCAUUAUGCAAGGUCGCAUAUCGAUCUGGAAGGCCCAAAAAGAUGAUAAACUGCAAUCCCAGCUGAAACAAGUGGAACAGUACUCACAAUGUCCCAGUUUCGAGAAUGAUCCAAAGGUAGCGGACAAAAUCAGUCUGAAUAUUAAGAUGGUAAAGACUAAACUAAGACUGCUUGCCGCGAACACGCAGAGCCCUCCUGUUGAAUUGCAUGACGACAAACUCGUUUUCCAAAAAAAUGAUGCAUCUAUCGAGGACCUCUAA
Messenger RNA from Wickerhamiella sorbophila, 414 nucleotides. RefSeq lists its product as hypothetical. The transcript has a single exon. Lineage: Eukaryota; Fungi; Ascomycota; Dipodascomycetes; Dipodascales; Trichomonascaceae. The coding region runs from base 1 to 414 and encodes 137 amino acids. The record is from RefSeq and is a predicted model, not a curated record.